AUGGUACUAAACUAUAAGGCCUUAAACGGCUUGGGACCUCAUUAUCUGACCGAGCGCCUCCUUCAAAUUAUAGCAUUUGAUGAGCUGAAGACUGACUACAAGAAUCCCAUAGACCAAUGUAAUACGCUUAACCCUACAGUUGAAAAGGUUAAAAAGAUUAAAAGAGUCAAAAUUGCAUUAAAGCUUGUACUUCCGGAGUACCUCAUCCAUGCGUUCUUCUGUGUUAUGUUUCUGUGUGCAACAGAAUGGCUUACACUGGGACUCAAUAUGCCUUUGUUGGCUUACCACAUUUGGAGGUAUAUGAGUAGACCUGUGAUGAGCGGACCUGGUCUCUAUGAUCCAACAACCAUCAUGAAUGCAGAUAUUUUAGCGUAUUGCCAGAAAGAAGGAUGGUGCAAACUAGCAUUUUACCUUCUAUCUUUUUUUUACUACCUAUACGGCAUGAUUUAUGUUUUGGUGAGCUCUUAAAAGAUGACACCUUAGCAGACUUGGUUCCAGUGAAGUGCAUGCAGAAAAGCCACACUACAGUGGAUUAUUUUUGAAGAUUCUGGUGUCAAGACUCAAAUCUGUGGACUCGGAUGAUGACAGUUGCAAUAGAGGAGUGGAAACGCCUUCCUCUCUCAUUCCCCCAUCCCAUCCCCCAGAUGUACCCAUUCUUUAAUACCCAUGGAAAGACUUAAAAAAUAUACUGGGAUGUUUAAAGUGAUGAGUAUUGCAUAUAAUUAAUGUAAAGCAAUUACCUCUGGCUUUGGACAGUUUUGACCUUGCACUCCAUAAGGAACAGCCAUACCCUCAAUUAUAAUUGUAUUAAUUGCUGUCCUUAGUAUGAUAGAGGAUUUUUGUUUAUUGGAUUUUAUAGUGCCUCAGUCGAGUUAUGGACUCCCAUCUAGCUGUCAGCUGUAUGUACCAAGUGCUUCUGAAGGACUGAAUGCUUUUCUGUAUGUUAUCUCUUAGGUAACCUCUGUGUGUCUUAUAGAUGAAUACAUGAGUACAACCACAGAAUUAUUGUAGUUCUAUUUUUUACACUUUGGAUAUUCUGUCCCUCUAAAAAUGUGCAUGGCUCUGUUUUUCAGUGGUAACAGCAAGCAGUGAAGUGAAUGUUCCUUGCUUUAAUGUUUUAAGCUAAGAGUAUAUGGUUAGAAAAGUAGAGUUGUUAGCAGAGGACUGUAGUUGUAAAACAACCUUUUUUAAAAAAAGGAAAGGCAUCUUGUGCAGUACAGUGCACAGGACUCCUGUACAAUGUGGAUCAACCAUGUUAGUAAACAUUAUUCUGAGGGUUUCCUAGUAGAAUGCAUACACUUUGCGAUAGGCACACAUGCAGCAAAGAUGGAUGAAUAUCCAGCCUGUUCAUUAGUGCAAUACAAUAACAAUAUCAGUUUUUCCCUACUUAGGGUUUGUCAGAGUGCUGUAGGAGAUUAAAAUGUUGGUUUUAGCCGCUUACUAGAUACACACUUCCAAUUUUUGAAGACAUUACCUUGAAAAAGUGCAUCUAGUUGCACAGCAACAGUGAGUGGAAAGUAGUCAUUGAGCCUGAUCAAGUACUUAGUUUCUUCUAGUUGUUGCAGUUUUUGCAAAGGUGAUCUUUGCUCUGAAACUUGAAGGUGAUUACCUGUUAACUAAGCAAGAACGUAAAUUUCAAAACAGAUUUGUUAGUCUUUCACCUAGCAUGGCACUAUGUCUUUGUACUCUUGCUUUCUAGAUUUAGCACACUUUGGAUUGUGGAGAAAGUAGACCACAAUCCAAGGUCAUUUAACUAAAAGAGUCCAACUGAAUUCAAUCUGCCCUUCCCUCUACUGAGCAUCUUACAAAUCUUUAAGGUCCAAGUCCACAGUGGUUGAUGUUCCUUGGAAUCAAGGUCUUCUAGAAGAUGAGAGAGCUACCUUUCACCACAAAUGGCCAGUAGAACCAGUCAUCAAUAUUUGAAGAAAGAUAGAGGUUAUUUUCUUGGUCUACAGAUGUAUAAAAAUGUCUCACCUCAGCCUGGUCUUGCCAUUGUCAUUUUCUUAAGAACGUAUCAAACACUAUUUUCUGAUUGUAUUGAAGAGUUUUGAAGCAAACUUUAAAGCUGGGUGAAAUAUAUCAGAAUUGUUUGAUGCUA
Pogona vitticeps (central bearded dragon) is the source of this 2098-nucleotide messenger RNA. The record is from RefSeq and is a predicted model, not a curated record. Lineage: Eukaryota; Metazoa; Chordata; Lepidosauria; Squamata; Agamidae.